GGUUUUUUAAAGUUACAAUUACCUGUAUGCCCUCGUUCUCCCCCGAUACUCACCAAGUUCACGUCGUAAUUCAUUCCCCAGACGGUCUUUCACUUCACACUCCCCUUCACAACGUUCAUCACUGCGACCUUCCUCCGAUCUCCCACUCCGGCGACCCUUCUCCGAUCUCCGCACCAGACCUCUGAUCGAAGGCGCUGGCUACUGCUCCUUCUCCGAUCUGAUGAUCAAAAACUUGAAAGGGGUAAUCUUGCUUUGAAGAACAGUAUGACUGAGAAAAGUCCUGUUAGGGUGAUUAGGAAACUUGUUGGGUUGGAAAGAAGAACAAUUAUGAUGUGUUUGGGUAUGAUGGGUUGUAUACUGUGAAGCAUUGUACACAGAAAAGAAGUUCAUAAGGGAAGAUGGUGUUCAUGUUUGAACUGCAUAAAAUGCCUGGUCAACCUCAAGUUCAUAAAAGGGUCAAUACUAUACCAGCAACCGAAGAGUUAUUAACAUCAGUCGGAGGCAUUCCUUAAACAUUAAAGAUCUCAUAAUUUUCUUUAGUCUAAAUCUGAGUUGCCAAACCAUCUGCAAAAAGACUGACAAAUGAUGGAGUUGAAUUUGAAUGCAAAAGAUGCGGGUGAUUGGAUUUACAGAGGAGAAGGAGCUGCAAAUAUCAUUCUCUCUUAUAGCGGAUCCACUUCUGAUUUUGUUGGAAAAGUGUUGAGGGUACAGAAAGUUAAAAGAAAUGGAACAAAUUAUGAGGAAGUACCUUCAGAUUUAUCCGUGCAUGAAGGUCUCUUCUGGAAUGAAGAUUGUGACCUUUUAUCAGCCCCAACAAGAGAAAUUGCAGAACAUCUGUAUGUGCAACAUGUAAUGUCUCCACGAUUAGGUUCUAAUCAUGUUGAUGCUGGGGUCCGUGUUCUUGUAUCCAGGGAUUUUCUUGAGGCAGUAGCGAAAAACGUUUUUUCUCAACGCCCUUCCUGGAGAGUUACUGAUGCUGAUGUCAAUACACAGUGUGAUUAUGCAUUACUUAUAUCAGAUCAUUCAGUUUUCCCUCAAGCUCUUCGUGAUGAAGAGUUUUCGAUAUCUGUAGAGAUAAAGCCCAAGUGUGGAUUUCUUCCAUGUUCAAACUAUAUUCUAGAAGAACACACAAUGAAGAGAUGCAUGACCCGUUUCAAACUACAUCAGACCUUCAAAUUGAAACACAAAAAGGUAUCACAGUUAAGUCGAUAUGAUCCGUUGGAUAUGUUUUCUGGAUCCAAGGAAAGGAUAUUAAAAUCAAUUAAAGAUCUUUUUUCGACCCCACAAAACAAUUUUCGGGUAUUCUUAAACGGUUCCUUAGUAUUUGGAUGCUUAGGUGGAGGUAAAUACAGAACGAAUGUUCGUUAUGAUAGAGCAUUAGAAGAUGCUCUAAAGUUUGUUAUUCAGGCUGAUGAUGGUAUGCGUACAACUUGCUUUCUAGAACUUGUUUCUGAGGCUGUUUUUAGAUCUGGAUUGUUGGAUAGACUUUUACAAGUUCAGAAACUUGAUGUUUUUGAUAUAGAAGGGGCCAUUCAUGCAUAUUAUGAUGUUGUUUCUCAGCCCUGUGUGGUUUGUAGAGAGUUAGGUGAAGAAUCCGAUAGAUAUACUUCUUUGCAUACUAUCCCAUUGGAUGAAAGUUUGAAAAUUGUCAAAGAGUAUUUGAUUGCUGCCACUGCAAAGGAUUUGAGUCUCAUGAUUAGUUUUAGAACAAGAGAAAAAGAGGAUCCAAAGUCUGCGUAUAAUGUCAUUUUGCAUGAAUCAAUUGGACAGAGUUUUGAUUAUAAGGUGUCUUUUAUUGAUUUGGAUAUGAAACCUUUGGGAAAGAUGAUGCAUUAUUAUGAGUUGGACCAAAAAAUAGUACGCUGCUGUAUGAAGAUGAUGAAGAAUGAAAUUUCAGCAAAUGUUGAAGAAAAAACUUCUUAUCAAGAUAAGUCCAUUGUUGUUGAAGAUGAUUAUCCUACUCGAGAACUUGCUGGUAACCUAACACAUCUUUAUCAUCUGUUGCUGUUGUUGUUCCUUUUUUCUUUCCUUACAUCUUAAUUAUUGGAUGAAUGAGAAAAAAACUAUAACUUCAUUUCUUAAAGUUUACAAAUGCUACAAAUUGAAGCUUGAAAGAUGGCUGAUUAUUAAAACUAGUCCAAAAAUACACCAGACAUAUACAUAUGAGUAGUAAAGUGAGACACUAGUAGGCUGAGGUAGACUAUGGCUAUAAAUAUACAUAUUAGUAAGCAUUAUGUUUUUGGUCUAUAACUCAUAAUAAUGCAUCAUCUUUCAUAAAGGUUACAUAAAAGAUAGCUCAGCUGUCGUAACAUGAACAUGAUGUUUAUCAAUCAAAUUGCCGAUCUUAGUUGAGUAUCAAGGAGUCGAUGUAUUUUGGCCAAAAUUACCAAAAGGAAGUAGAUCCAUUUUGGCCGAAUCGACAUUUCUUUAAACAACAUUUGCCAUCAGAUUUAUUGUUAUUUCAAGAUCAUAAUAAUGAAUGGGCCACUUUACUAGUAGUCAUUUUGCGGAAGAUGUAAUGUAAUAUUUAUUCAAUCUUAAUCAUGGUUGUGAUCAGAGUAAAUUGGUUUAUAGUUAGUUAGUUACAGCUCUGACUUAAUUUAAUUGAGAUACACACAACAUAAGUUUUGUCCGUGUAAUGGACUUGAACGAAUUUGAGAAUGGGUUGCCGUGAUGAAGGACUGAUUCUGUAAAGGAUUUAUGCGGAAGGACUGGAAGUGGCAUUGAUGGAAUCUUGAGAACUGAAAGCUGAAUUGAGGUUUAUAUAAAUGCGCUUAGUGAAACUCCCAUCACUUCAUUCAAGCUUACAUCGGUUUUUCUGGUAUCCAGUAACCGAAGAGACUGGUUAUUAACAUCAACAGUUCAAGAUCUCAUAAUUUUCUUCAGUCUAAGUCUGAGUUGCCAAACCAUCUGCAAAAAGACUGGUUGGAAAAGCGUUGAGGGUACAAAAAGUUAAAAGAAAUGGGACAAACUAUGAGGAAGUACCUUAAGAUUUAUUCCUGGAGAGUUACUGAUGCUGAUGUCAAUACACAGUGUGAUUAUGCACUGCUUAUAUCAGAUCAUUCAGUUUUUCCUCAAGCUCUUUGUGAUGAAGAGUUUUCGGUAUCUGUAGAGAUAAAGCCCAAGUGUGGAUAUCUUCCAUAUAUUCUAGAAGAACACACAAUCAACACAUAUAUGACUCGUUUCAAACUACAUAAGACCUUCAAAUUGAAACACAAGAAGGUAUCACAAUUAAGUCGAUAUGAUCCAAGGAAAGAAUAUUAAAAUCAGUUAAAGAUCUUAGUAUUUGGAUGCUUAGGUGGAGGUAAAUACAAGGUGGACUCUUAGGCGAUUGCGGGGUCUUCAUAUGUAUGGUUUUGGAGUGCUUGGUGUCGUGCUUUAACAACUUGGAAUUACCGCCUUCAUUUGAGUCAUUUGGUUUACUUUUUGUUAUAGGAUGUCCGGUAUUUUUGGGGGAUCUUCUUUAAUUGUAAUUGACAUGACAUUUUCUAAAAUUUUUGAAUUUUCUA
Messenger RNA from Lactuca sativa (garden lettuce), 3509 nucleotides. NCBI's taxonomy places the organism in Eukaryota, Viridiplantae, Streptophyta, Magnoliopsida, Asterales, Asteraceae. The record is from RefSeq and is a predicted model, not a curated record.